Molecule: messenger RNA, 1163 nt
Organism: Bolinopsis microptera
Lineage: Eukaryota; Metazoa; Ctenophora; Tentaculata; Lobata; Bolinopsidae
Product: cleavage and polyadenylation specificity factor subunit 5-like
Exons: 4
Coding region: 36-650 (204 amino acids)
Cellular component (GO): mRNA cleavage factor complex
Molecular function (GO): mRNA 3'-UTR AU-rich region binding
Source: RefSeq, a predicted model, not a curated record
CAACACUACUAUAUAACAAAUAAUUUGAGCUAGCAAUGUGUGAUAUCAUCGAAAAACCAUCAUCUGUGUGUCUACCAGCUUUAUCUAACUUCACCUUCGGGAGCAAGGAGCCCCAGUAUGAGAAAGAUCCUUCUGUGUCCGCCAGGUUCAAGAGGCUGAGGAGCGAGUUUGGAAUGUGGGGAAUGCGUCAGACGAGUGAAGCGUUGCUGCUGCUCCACGAACACAAGCUACCCCACGUGCUGCUCUUACAACUCGGCACUGCUUUCUUCAAACUUCCUGGCGGUGAAGUGAGACCAGGACAAGACCCCAGAGAGUCCCUGAAGGAGACACUAGAUAAUCUACUUUGUAAAGAGACAGAGAGCGAAUCUCCUACCAUAGAUUGGAAGGUUACUGAUGUGAUAUCUCAGUGGUGGAGACCUAGUUUUGAGCCACCCCAGUACCCUUACAUUCCACCCCAUGUCUCGUGUCCUAAAGAAUGUCGUACCAUCUACCUAGUAGAUCUGCCCGAAAGUGCCACAUUCGCUGUACCCCGCAACUACCGCCUAGUUGCCGCCCCACUGUUCGAGCUGUACGAUAACUCUACUAGCUAUGGACCUGUUAUCUCCAGCUUGCCUCAACUUAUUAGUAGAUACAAUCCUAUCUACUUGUAGAUACAAUCCUAUCUACUUGUAGAUCCAAUCUACUUUUAGAAUGCAGAUUGUAGGUGUAGAGUAUUGAAGCGUUUUAACUUCAGACGUAAAGAACUUUUUAAUUUGUACGGUUUUUAAAUCGUGCUGCGAGUCAAUAAAGCUAACCAUUGUAAUUAUUAUGUCAGAUUUUACCAUUGGAUGUGUGUCUUAAACUUUGGGUUCCCAUUUAUUUUUAAGUACUACUUUUUUGUUAUGUUUUUGUAAAUACAUAUGAAUUUAUUAUUUGUACAUACUUUUGAUGUUAGUAAAUUUUUAAUUAAUUUUAUUGCAGUUAUUUUUGUUUUGCAUAAUGAUGUCUCAUCGGAUUGUUAAAUUUCAGGAUGUUGAAAUUUUCUUAGGAUGUUCAUUUUUUUAAAGGAUGUUCAUAUUUUUAAUUUGUAAGGAUGACCAUAAUUGAAUUUAAACUGACGUAUUGUUCUUGGGAGCUCAAAUUGUUAUUUUGAUUUUAUUGAAGUGUUUAAAAUAAAUCUAUAA